This is a messenger RNA of Pipistrellus nathusii (Nathusius's pipistrelle), 522 nucleotides long. The record is from the annotation of a GenBank genome assembly. Lineage: Eukaryota; Metazoa; Chordata; Mammalia; Chiroptera; Vespertilionidae.
AUGGCGCUCCAAGCCGCACGGACCGUGCGGGCCGCGGCCUGCAGCCUGCGCGCCGCGUGGGCGCCCGCUACGCCCUGCCCGCCGCGGCCCUGGGGCCUGAGGGUGGGCGCCAUCCGGAUGCUGCGCACCGGUCCCAGUCUGCUGUUGGUGCGUAAAUUCACAGAGAAACAUGAAUGGAUAACAACAGAAAAUGGUAUUGGAACAGUGGGAAUCAGCAAUUUUGCACAGGAAGCAUUGGGAGAUGUUGUUUACUGUAGUCUGCCUGAAAUUGGGACAAAAUUGAACAAGCAAGAUGAGUUUGGUGCUUUGGAAAGUGUGAAAGCUGCUAGUGAACUCUAUUCUCCUCUGUCAGGUGAAGUAACUGAAAUUAAUACAGCUCUUGUAGAAAAUCCAGGACUUGUCAACAAAUCUUGUUAUGAAGACGGUUGGCUGAUCAAGAUGACACUGAGUAACCCUUCAGAACUAGAUGAACUAAUGAGUGAAGAAGCAUAUGAGAAAUACAUAAAAUCUAUUGAGGAGUGA